Molecule: messenger RNA, 1053 nt
Organism: Ostreococcus lucimarinus CCE9901
Lineage: Eukaryota; Viridiplantae; Chlorophyta; Mamiellophyceae; Mamiellales; Bathycoccaceae
Exons: 1
Coding region: 1-1053 (350 amino acids)
Source: RefSeq, a predicted model, not a curated record
AUGCCGAGCUUCAUGCGCGCCAAGAGCCUGACUCGAUUGAAGAGCGCGAACGAUGAGAAGCUCGCGCGCGGAGGAUCGCUCGCGCGAUGGAAGAGCGCGUUGGGACCGGUGGAGACGCAGACGACUGGGGACAUGGCGAAGUGCGUCGUGCCGGUGUUCGAGGCGGGGAUGGAGACGCUGGCGGACGAGGCUGGAGACGCGUCGUGGAGCGAAAAUCUUAGCGGGGAGGGAUUUAAACUUCGAGGGAAGACGUACAAGCAGGAUAAGAAGAAGACGCCGAGCGGUGAACCGUUUUAUAACGUAAAGGGGGUGUUGUCGUUUAAGAGCGACGAAAAGGUGGGCGAUUGGAUUAAAAACUUGUUCGCGGAUGAUCUAGGGAAGAAGAUCAAGGGCCAAGUGCCGUCGGUGAUCAUCGUGAAUAUCAUGGUUCCGGACUAUAAACCGACGGGGGGGAUGUUCGCGAAGAAGGAAAACGAUGGUCCGGGUCACAACGUCGUGCUUUUGUGUAAAAUCAGCGACUUCGCGCGGAAAACGUUGGAAGAGACAGAAGAUUGGGAAACGCUGCCGGCUGAUUUUAAAUUGUUGAUUAGAUACGUCAAGGGCGAUGGAACCGGAAAUGUGGACACGCACCCACACGAACUGGCUGUUCGUCAGCAAACGAAGAUGGUCGUCAUGGUUGUCGCAGGAAACGCAGCUUUACCGUGGAUUGUUCGACAAGCGGUGAACCACGGUAACGGUAAACCUUUCAUGGUGAACCGAACUUCUUCUUACAUCGAGCGAUCCGGCGCUUUGGAAAUCAACGUCGACGCUCACAACUUCAGUAACGUUGCGCUGAACGGCUUGAGGACCGUGCACACGUCGCUCGGUAAACUGAUCCUCGACGUCGGUGCGACGGUUCAAGGGGAGACCGAAUAUGAGCUCCCCGAGAGAUUGUUGUUUUCGUGCAGGAUAAACUACGCCAAGAUAGAACGCAUCGUAGCGCACGUCGAUAUGCUCGAGGCUUACCCGAAAGACCGCGCCUGGUUGAACGAUAUCCGCAAAAGACUCGAGUAG